CACCCUCCUCCUCACCGCCGACGAAAAUCCGCUCCCGAGCCCAGUCGCCUCGGUCUCCUCUCCCUCUCACCCCGCGCCCCGCCUCGGAGCCACCCGCCGCCGCCGCACCCCAAGUCCCCAACUGCCCCCUCCACGCCGCUCGCGUUCCCGCCCUGCGUGGCGUCGCACGCGCCGGAUCCGCCGUCUUCCCCAACUCCCGCGCCGCGCCUGCAGGUCGCCGCUGCUCUCCCUGCCGAUCGUCCUCCCCGCAGGAGGGCGGCGCUGUUCUCUCUCCCCGCCGAAGCACGCACCUCCUCCUCGGGCCGCACCCGCACCUGCUGGUCUACCUCUGGGCGGACUCGGGCUCAGGGAUCCGCGUCCACUCCGUCCACCCACCAGUGACCCGUACAACUGCACCCCCAGUGUUGAUCCUAAUAGAACAAUGGCCAAUGCCAUGAGUGAAGAGGAGAUGAUCCACGAGUUCGACAACAUGGUCCGCAGAGAGUCCGAAGCAGAUGAGCCUACAACCUUGUUUGAGGGCUGGAGUGAUAAUGAUAAAAUAAUAUUCAUGAAGCAGCUUCAAGUCGAUCUGUCAGAGCAAAGUGAAGCCACAGAUCUUGAUGAAAUGAAUGUCCCGCCUAGUGUAAUGUUUGAUAUCACAGACGACGAGAAGGCUCAGAACAAUUACAUAUCCUCAAUCGGGCAUUACAGGUCAUGGCAAUAUUCUGGUUCAGACAAACGGUAUCAGUUUGGGUCAAAGAGCAAACGUACAUUUGUUACAAGGCCGAGUGGUGUGUUUGUUUUCUAUUUUAGAUACAAACAUCUGGUGGUGGGGUUGAUUGUUGAUGGGCAGAGCGGUUGGGUUGAGGGUGCUAUUACAAAUAACUUAGAUGAUGGGCGAGAAUCUGUACUUCAAUUCGAGAGAGGACCUGUUGAUCUUGACUAUAUCAGAAGUUCUCGAACAUAUAAUCUGAAGUAUGAUGGCAACUACACGAAGGCAGGAAAAACAUAUGAAGCGAAGCUUGGCAUUUGGCAUGUCCGUAAAGCAAUAGUGGAGAUAGCCAGCUUUGUUCCUCAAGUUACAGGGUGUGAACCCGAACCAAUUUAUUGGCAAAUUCUGAUUCUUUUUUCAGUGGAAGCUGGUAGACUUAAUCAUGUCUUCUGUCACACUUCACCAUCUCUUUCUAUUGCUAUUGGACCAAAUGGAACAUUGAAACUCCCCAUAAGUGGAGAACAAUUUAUUUUAAAUUAUUUGAAGCUUUCUUUGGGUUCUCUGCAAAGAAUUGAAGGUAGAUCAUUCAUUCACGUGAAAGGAACAACACCUCGCAACCUUUACCAAGUUCUGUUGGAGAUCCUGAUAUUAAGAAGAGAAGUUAUAUUUCCUACCUUUUUUAUUCUCUCGGAUGCCCCACCUAUGGAAUUCAAGAAGAAUGAACCAAGGCGGGGUAAAGGAAGCAGACUACUCAUAGAGGAACAUAAAUGGGAAUCUGAAAAUGCAAAGGGUCACAGAUAUAUUGUUGGAAAACACGAUGGAACUAGUGUUUACCGCUGUGAAGAUUGGUUGCUACAUCCAUUUAAGGAGGCUGUAAGGACUAUCCAACAUGGUCCCGCAAAUGGAAUUCCAGAUGUCAGCGAAAGUAAAAUUACUCUGGUUACAGAAAUCCUGACCAGCGAUGCUUUGACUGUAAUGCCAAAGAUCUUACAGUCAGAAAUGCUUAAUGGUCUCCAGAAACUUGAUUUAACUGAAGGAGAGAUUGCAGCCCAACAGCUCAUUGGUUCAUCCACUUAUUUGAAGAGGUCUAUUCAAGAGAAAUGGUAUUGGGAGGGCCAGCAUCAGAAGCAGAGAGGUGACAGUGCAACUGGUGGCUGCUGUCUCUCCAUGCUAAAAUAUGGUAUAACUACAACGCGCACACAUGCAUUGGCACAAGAGGAACUGUGGCAUGAUGAACCUGGAAGGAGGUUGCACAUGGCCCUGGAAGCUGAUAAUUGCCAAGUGCCAAAAAUCAUGAAAAGACACAUUGCUAGAGUAACUGACAACAUGCUUGCUCAAAAUAAGAAGGCCAAGUUAAUGGCGUCUGAGCAUGAAGAAACAUGUCAUGCUAGUACACAAAGGAAAUUGUCUGAUAAAUUGUCAGGUUCACAUGCAAUUUUGGCAGAAGAUGAUGAGUCCAGAACCGUUCCCAUGACAAAUGUACAUCUCAUGGCGACCGAGGAAGCAGCACUGUCAACUCAUUUUAUGAGUGGGACUGGGACUGGGCUUAAGAUAAGCUUGUUGAGAGAUGCAGUUGCUAGCCACUCUAAAGGGGCUGCAUCUGUUACUUUUGAUGACAUAGAGUGUACUGAGAAGGCUGUAUCUUUGACUCGGAUAUCGACUUUCUCUAGAUUUGCCAAAGUAAGGUGCAACGCGGAAAAGCUGGCUCCAGGAUUUCUGGCAGCAUGCAAUCUGUACUGCCCUUGUCCGAUUCCUAGUCCACUGCCUGGCCUGCCGUCUAACUGAAGAAAUCUGAAGGCAGGGUUUGCCAAGGAAAACAUGACGACUGCCGCUCUAUACUAACCUGCCACCUGAGAACACAGCACACGAUACAGGAAUCGGGCAUACGCUGUUACCGCUGUCCGGAACAUCUGUCUGUCUUACCUUUUUACGGGUGAGGGUAUGAGAUGAUGAAGCUAUUUGCCGCUCUGCCAGAAUGAAAAGUAAUCGACUCGCCAAGCCUGACCGAAUUGCUAUAUACUACGGAGCAUAAAUUUGAUGGUGUACCAUGUGCUGAUGUGCACAUGGUUGCAGAUUCUUGUGUUGUUGUGCUUGCGUAUAUAUAUUUUGCACAUGGUUGGCCUUUCUUGCCGAGUUGCUUCCAUUCCAUCUAUGUGUGCCAAAUGUUUCCUUCUUUCGUUGUCUUGCAGUAUUGUUUACAGUCGCUGUGAAGUUGUGCAAUGAAUAUAUUACAAAGUCCCUUUUCCUAAA
Hordeum vulgare subsp. vulgare (domesticated barley) is the source of this 2941-nucleotide messenger RNA. RefSeq lists its product as uncharacterized. Gene Ontology annotation, biological process: regulation of mRNA stability. The record is from RefSeq and is a predicted model, not a curated record. The transcript is spliced from 11 exons. Bases 422 to 2476 code for a protein of 684 amino acids. Lineage: Eukaryota; Viridiplantae; Streptophyta; Magnoliopsida; Poales; Poaceae. Gene Ontology annotation, cellular component: cytoplasm; nucleus. Gene Ontology annotation, molecular function: poly(A) binding.